AUGGACGAGCAAAAUGAUGUGAUUCGAAUGAAAGUGCUUGUGGUGGGGGGGCCUGCAAGUGGGAAGACUAGUAUGAUCCACCAAUUCUGUGAUGGGGCGUUUGAAGAGAUCUACCAACCCACUAUUGGUGUUGAAUUUAGUAGUAAGUUUGUGACAUAUGAAGGAAGGCAAGUUGAGAUCCGUUUAUGGGACGUUGCGGGACAGGACUACUAUGCAGCAAUGACACGGGUUUACUUCUCUGGUGCCAUCUCUGCACUUGUUGUUUGUGACAUCACAUCCAAAGAUUCGAUUGAAGCAGUAGUGAAGUGGAAAGCAAACAUCGACGACAGAGUUCUUUUCAACGAGCAAAAAAUCCCCGUUAUCCUUGUUGGUAACAAAUCCGAUUUACUCAACGAGAAGGAAUUGACCAAUGUUGAGAAUCAAUUGAAAGAGAUCAAAGAGAACGAACAGUUCACGGGCGUGGAGUUGAUAUCGGCAAAGACUUCAAAAAACAUCGACACGUGUAUGGAAAAGAUCACAAAGGCUGUUAUGACUCAAUUCGGCGAUUUCUUGGUUCAAAAACAAACGCCGAAAGUCCAAAGCAACCAACUCGAGUUUAAAAAGGUGGACAAAACCAAUGGGUGUUGCCAAUAG
This is a messenger RNA of Entamoeba invadens IP1, 633 nucleotides long. Its product is annotated as rab17, putative. The transcript has 3 exons. Gene Ontology annotation, molecular function: GTPase activity; GTP binding. The record is from RefSeq and is a predicted model, not a curated record. NCBI's taxonomy places the organism in Eukaryota, Evosea, Mastigamoebida, Endamoebidae. Bases 1 to 633 code for a protein of 210 amino acids.